AACUCAUAGUGGGAGGUCAGUGGCAACAUUGUUUUUCACGUUCAACUUGUUGUCCAUCAGUGUGAAUCUGUGCGCUAGGUCGCUAUGCUUGCUGUGGAACUGAGAAACUCUUACUAACAGACUGCACAAGGAGUAUAUUUCAUAAUUUGCACACUUGAAGAAGCUACAACCUUUAGCCAGAGCUGAGGAUGAUGGCAGAAGGGAGGUUUUCUAGUCUGCCCAGGAACAUGCACAUCGGGCGCCAGUGUCCUCUCGCAUCUUCUAUGGAUCUGCUGAGCUCACGGCCUGCCAUGGCCGAGAUGCCGGUCAGCGGCUACCAGGGAGUCUCCAUCCAUGGUACCCUGCCUCGCAAGAAGAAGAAUGGCUCUGGUUCGUCUGUGAAGCAGUGGGAGAUGAAUGGAAAUAUGGGGUCAUCAGUAGCACCAUACCCAGGCCGAUAUCGCCUGCCUCCAUCACCGCUCAUACACAACAUUAUCGAAGAACACCAGGCUUUCCAUUCAGACAGAAAGAGCAGCUUCACAUCUAGGGACGGUGCAGGCAUGGACCCUACCAUGGAGUAUGUCAAGUUUUCGAGGGACAAGUACAUCAUGGAUGGACCACCAGAGAAGCUUAGAAGAGAACUAGAAGAAGAACUGAAACUGAGCAGUGAGGAACCAAGGAGCCAUGCCUGGUAUCAUGGAGCCAUCCCUAGACAGGUGGCUGAAAACCUGGUUCAGAGAGAUGGAGACUUUCUGAUCCGAGACUCGCUGUCCAGCCCGGGGAACUACGUUCUGACCUGCCAGUGGAAGAACACCCCUCAACACUUCAAAAUCAACAAACGCGUGGUAGCCAUGAACGAGGCCUACUCACGUGUUCAGUACCUGUUUGAGAAGGAGGGAUUUGACAGCAUCCCCGCGUUAGUGCGAUACUACGUAGGCAACCGUGAGCCGGUCUCUGAGGUUGUGGGAGCGAUUAUCUUUCAGCCAAUCAACAGAGCUCUGCCUCUGAGGUGUCUGGAGGAGAAAUAUGGAGUUGGAUCUAUACGUGUAGAGGCGGGAUACUCCGAGAGAAAGAGCCUGACUUCCAAACGGUUGAGUCUGAAUAUCAUGAACGGACACACCCAGGAUCACACCCUCAGCCGUGGGAAUCUCCUCAGCAACAAAGAUAAGUGUGGAAGUCAACCAGCAUGUCUAAACCACGUUCAGGAGAGGAGACGGCCACUGAAGACCCAUCAGUCGGAGAGCUUUCUCCCUAUCGGCUGUAGGCCUCAGGCUCAGGUUCAGCAUAUGGAGCACCAGCCGUGCCCCAAAUCCCCAGUUUUCCGCACAGGAAGUGAGCCAGCUCUGAGCCCCACAGUGCCACGCAGAAUGGCCUUUGACACCCAGCCUGGUGAGGCUAUUCGUGGAUCCGACAGCCAGCUGUGUCCCAAACCGCCCCCUAAACCCAGCAAGGUUCCCUCUAUGAGAGUAUCCUGCACCCCUGGCCUGAAGACCCUCUCCCCACCGGUCCCUCCAGUAAAGCCCCACAAACAGCGACCUCCAUUCCAGCAACAGCAGCAGUUGGCCAGCCCAUCGAGUCCAGAACGAAGCUACUGUGAACCAUGCAGUCCUGCUGAUUGGGAAAACAUGACUAGCUCACAAGCUAAUGGCUAUGUGGAGAGACUAAAGACUGAGGAGGGGUUAAGGAGAUGUGAUAGUAGCGUAAAACUUGACCGUAGCUCCUAUCAUAAUGCCAUUGAGGCCCUAGACAACGACAGUGAGGAAGACAAGGAGGAGGAUGUGGAUAAAGAACAGGACUGCAAGAAAGGUUUCAAAAGACCUGUGUUUGAAACAGAGUCAGCGUUCAAACCUGGAGACAUCAGCUUCCGGCUUCUACCAGUGGAGAACAAGCCACUAGAGAUGACCGUGCUUAAGAAAGCCAAAGAGCUGCUCGUCAGUCAGGAUCCAAAAACCAUCGCCAAACACAUCCUGCAAGCAGACUGUGAGGUCGCUAGGAUAUUAAAUGUUUCUGAAGAGGUGAAAGGUCAAAUGGGUGUGACCUCUGGGCUGGAGCUGGUGACCCUUCCUCAUGGGCGACAGCUGCGAGAGGACCUCACGGAAAGGCAUAACACUAUGGCGAUUGGAGUUGCUGUGGAUAUCCUGGGGUGUACAGGAAGUCUGGAGGAGAGAGCAGCCACCCUAAACCGGAUCAUUCUGGUAGCUCUGGAGCUGAAAGACUCCAUGGGAGAUCUUUAUGCCUUUUCCUCCAUAAUGAAAGCACUGGACAUGCCUCAGAUUACCCGACUGGAUCAUACGUGGACUAGCUUGCGAAGAAAAUAUACACAGACAGCCAUCAUUUAUGAGAAAUCUUUGAAACCAUUCUACAAAGGACUCUAUGAAGGAAGUGCUGAAAUCCCACUGAGCAAUGCUAGCGUUCCACUGCUAAUGCCGCUGCUCACCUUGAUGGAGAGGCCUGCGGUCACCUUUGAUGGUAUGGACGUCUGGGAGAACAACGAUCAAGGCUGUGAAAUCAUGUUCCGGCACCUGGAAGGAGCUCGUGCUGUUGCACGCAAUGCGGACACAUACACCUGCAAUGCACAACGGAUCCUCCAGGGAUUCCAACCUAAUGAUGACAUGCUAGAGAUCAUGAGGACCGAUUUCCAGUUGCGUCUGCUCUGGGGCAGCAGGGGGGCGGCCGUGGAUCAGACAGAGCGAUACGACAAAUUCAAACUCAUCCUUACAGCCCUGUCCAGAAAACUGGAGCCUCCAAUCAAACACACAGAACUCUGAAAACCCAGACACUUUAUAUACAUACUAAACUCUCUGAACCUCUCUGUGGAGUCAGGUCGAAGGGCAUCAGAAUCUGAAAAAAGGAUGUUCUCUACCAGGAUGUGCACUUCAGUGGAUCACAUGCAGAUUGCAAGUUAAGAGCCACUGAUGAGCAGAAAUGGCACUUGUCUAUGGAGAGCUACUUUGUUCAAUAUGCAUCUGCCAGAGGUGUGCUGUGCUCCACACUUAUGAAAUAAGCAGGUACGGUACCAGUUUUGCCUUCAAGAAAGAAAAGAAGGAAGGGUAAAUAGAAUAAUUCUAAUUUCCAAUAUAUCAUCCACCCUAUCAAAUACAUAUAAUGUUGGUAGGCAGUGAGAACACUUCAUAAGAGGUUUAUGAAUGUGCUCAAUCAUUUGACACAUGAAAUUAUGGAUGAGAGACCACUGAGAUGAUGGACUACACCUUCAAGACAAAUUUGCAGCUCUAUGAAGGAAGACAAGGUUUUAAAGUUUGUACACUUAUAAAUAUUAUGAAGCCCACUGGUCAAAGCAAUGUUGAGGUUUAAAAUCCCACAUGAAAAAAAAAAAAAAAAAACAAGAUGUACAUAAUCAUCACUAGUGUAAGCAUGUGAAGGCUAGUUUGUGUAAUAUAUUGUAUUAAGUAUUAUUGACCUGUAAAUAGUCACCCAUAAAUGAAAUAUUCUGAAAAUAUUGAAUAAAUGUCAAAUUAAUCUGAA
Molecule: messenger RNA, 3462 nt
Organism: Carassius gibelio (silver crucian carp)
Lineage: Eukaryota; Metazoa; Chordata; Actinopteri; Cypriniformes; Cyprinidae
Gene: bcar3
Product: BCAR3 adaptor protein, NSP family member
Exons: 12
Coding region: 189-2747 (852 amino acids)
Biological process (GO): positive regulation of peptidyl-serine phosphorylation; small GTPase-mediated signal transduction
Molecular function (GO): guanyl-nucleotide exchange factor activity; phosphotyrosine residue binding
Source: RefSeq, a predicted model, not a curated record